UUCCCCUCUCUUCUCUUCUCUUCAUCCUUAUUUUGCUCCCAAUCUCAUCUCACGGUUUCAGUCAACCGAAGAAUGGUCAUGGCGUCACCAUCAAAGCCUACACCAGAAUCUCGCAAACAGGCUAAGAGAUUCGCUGAGACUCUCAAGAACUUGCCUCUGCUGGGGCUACGGCUCAAUAAGACCGACUCUUUCGUGUACCAGGCAAGAAUGGGAAGGCCCCAGAAAUCAAAGCCCUCUCGUCAACCUGCACAGGUCGGUGACCCCCUAGCGGAACUUCAACGCAGAGAGAAGUUAAAAGCCGCACACAUUCCUGCUACAUUAAUCAGAAUUGGUUCGUGCCAGCUUGCUUCUGUACAUGAAGCAGAUUUGGUAGCAAAGUUCUACUUCGCAACGAGGAAAUUAGUCUGGGAAGUGCUCGCGAACGGAACGAAGAAUAAGAUGGAGAUACCAUGGUCGGACAUUUCUGCUAUAAGAGCCACUAUUGAAGAAAACAAGCCGGGAAUCCUCGAAAUUGAGUUGCACCAGCCGCCCACCUUCUACGGGGAGACUGAUCCGCAGCCCCGGCAUCACUCGAUUUGGAUCUCGGCGGAUGAUUUCACUGGCGGCCAAGCUCUUAUGUGCAGGAGACACUAUCUUGAAUUUCCUUCAGCGGCCCUCGACAAGAGCUACGUCAAGCUUCUGAACAGUGACCGCCGUUUGCUUGAGUUGAGCCAGAGCGGCUUUCCGAGCAGUGUAGAAACCACAUUCUGCACGUUGCAACACUUUAAUUUGGAUAUAUAUCCCCCAAGAUUAGCAAUCGCGAUGCCACAAGCGCGUCAGGUCCUUCGUCAAAGCGCAAAUCUGCCGGCGUUGACCCCCCAGCAGAGACGAUCGUAUGAAGCAGCGAAGCAACAAGCCCUUCAAUGGAAAAAUUCUACCCCGCCAAUGUCAGUAUUGGAUUCUCGACAUCUCGAAAACCACAGAUUGGAGAAUUCACAAAUGACUCCAUGGGAUCAAGUACCUCGCGACUUCUCCCAGUUCGAAGCCCUUCCGCCUCUACACCCUGCAGCCGCAGCCAGUCCAGCCCUCUAUCAUAGAGAAGAUUUGUACUCGCCCUAUGUUGGAGAUGCAGGGGUCCUCCCCCUGCAGACUCCUGCAAUCAUGAGGAAUACACAAGCACAACGGCGGUUAUUCUCCGAUCCAAUCAGUUCAUAUCACCCGAGGCUUCCACCUGCAAUUCACGGCACUUUCGCAUUGCCCAUAGAUUCGCUGAGUGCGAUAGGUUCUGCCAGCAAUAGUGAUGCAAUGGGUGUCAGACAGGAGCAUAAUGGAUAUGCUGACAGUGGCGGGCAAUUCAUCAUUGGUCCCUCGGAGCAGAAUGGCACUUUCACAACACCGACAGGUAUGCCGAGUGCAGUAGGUUUUGCAAGCGAUGGCGUUGCAAUGGGUUUCCAACAGGAACAUGAUGGAUACGCGAACAGUAGCGGGCAAUACAUCAUCUGUCCCUCGGAGCAGAAUGGCACUUUCGCAUCACCGAUAGGAUCGCCAAGUGCAGUAGGUUCUGCAAACAAUGGCAAUUCAAUGGAUGGAUGUGCUAACAAUAACCAGCAACUCAUCUUCGGUCCCCCAGAGCCGAAUGGCACUUUCACAUCACCAGUAGGUUCGUUUGCAGUAGGAUCUGCAAGCCAUGGCGAUGCAAUGGGAGUUGGACAGGAACAUAAUGGAUAUGCUAGCAUCGACGGGCAAUUCAACUUUGGUCCAUCUGUGUCUGAAGAACAAAUUUAUGAGCAACUUGCUCCUUUGAUGCGCCAUCAAGCUUACGAGCGAAAACCGCACGGUGGAUCACCUUGGAAAUGAUGUUCUGUGUCAAACUCUGAUUCAAGACUCAAGGAGUGAAAACUUGGGUUGAGCUGAGGAAUUCAUCAGUAGGGCAGUCACAGUUUUUCAACUUGAGAUUAGGCUGAGUUGAAGAUGUUGGGGGCUUCUCUUUUCGUUUCUGUUCUUUUUUUUUCCUUUUCUGCUCUUUAUUGUAGCCAAAGUGGGGUCUUCUUCGUUUCUUUUCCAAGUUUUGUUGCUGAAAACUAAAUUGGGAUGAGUACAAUCUUAUCUCCACCUUGCAGUCUGUAAUAUGGGCCGCAAACUUA
Messenger RNA from Syzygium oleosum, 2123 nucleotides. RefSeq lists its product as uncharacterized. Lineage: Eukaryota; Viridiplantae; Streptophyta; Magnoliopsida; Myrtales; Myrtaceae. The transcript is spliced from 6 exons. The record is from RefSeq and is a predicted model, not a curated record. The coding region runs from base 73 to 1836 and encodes 587 amino acids.